Molecule: messenger RNA, 824 nt
Organism: Drosophila bipectinata
Lineage: Eukaryota; Metazoa; Arthropoda; Insecta; Diptera; Drosophilidae
Gene: VhaM9.7-c
Product: Vacuolar H[+] ATPase M9.7 subunit c
Biological process (GO): proton transmembrane transport
Cellular component (GO): proton-transporting V-type ATPase, V0 domain; plasma membrane proton-transporting V-type ATPase complex
Molecular function (GO): proton-transporting ATPase activity, rotational mechanism
Source: RefSeq, a predicted model, not a curated record
AACGCGUUAGUGCUUUUCUGCCAAACAGAUGUUUAUUAAAAACAGAAUUUAAUUUUGACGUAAAACGGAAGUUGAAGCAAAAAAACAAAGCAGACAUGGGCGCCAUUCUUACGAUAAUAUUUUUCACCACCUUUUGGGCGGCAGUGGCUCGUGUGGGACCCCGUCUGAUGUCCAAGGCACCGCAACAGGAUCUUGUGCGCUGUUGUUUUCUACUGGCGGCCGUCUGUUGUUGGCUCUUUUGGUUCUGUUGCUAUUUAGCCCAGUUAAAUCCACUAAUUGGUCCCAAAUUAAAGCAAGACACCGUCAAGAUGAUUGCCAGGUCAUGGGACAAUCCCAUUGUAGGGUGAUUACAGGAGAAAUAAGAAGGAUGAAGGCUUUUAUGAAAUCCACGUAGUUAAUCUCCCCCGGCGGCACCCUUCUCCGGCGGAUGCAGCCGUGGCCACAUCACACCUCACUCAGCCGGAAAUCCACACAGUAUAUACGCCUGGCAUCUAAGAUGGAACCAAUUUCUGUACUAUCAACGUAAAAGCAAUGUACCUUAACCAGUCUGGGGAUAUUCCAGAUUCGUUAUUUAUACACAGCCUGUAAUAGCAACUAACCCACAACUAAUAACCACUUUAAAAAUAAGAUUGAUGAUUGUAUAUUGAAAAUUGUAAAACCACAUUGUACUGUAUAAACCAUUUUCUUAUCAGCUGCUAUAGUCAGCGUACUUACAAAUUUACAAACGAAAAUAUCAACCUAUACUUCCACUAUUGUAGUUAAUUUUACUAAUCAAUUAUUGUAUUUGUGAUUUAGUUGUUUGCAAAUAUAGACGAAUUUAUAUU